Molecule: messenger RNA, 2714 nt
Organism: Gavialis gangeticus (Gharial)
Lineage: Eukaryota; Metazoa; Chordata; Crocodylia; Gavialidae
Gene: CSDC2
Product: cold shock domain containing C2
Exons: 4
Coding region: 580-1041 (153 amino acids)
Biological process (GO): regulation of mRNA stability
Cellular component (GO): cytoplasm
Molecular function (GO): mRNA 3'-UTR binding
Source: RefSeq, a predicted model, not a curated record
CCAGGACACUCGUGAGCAGCCCUCCUUCAGAGACAUAUCCUAGGGCCUUUUAGUGAUCAGGGCCUUGGCUUUACAUCAUGUGUAAGAACCUGGGACUGGGGGCGAGUGGAUAUCAGUGUUGGUCACAUCUCCCAUGCUGGCCUGCUCUCUGAGCCUCCUGCCUCCUCCCAGGUUAGGUGGCUGUGAUUCCUGCCUGCAUCAUAAGCAGUGGUGCGUGUGUGGUGUUGGCAUGGAUUCCUCUCCUUCAGCCUUCUGUGUUGUUUUUCAGCACACUGGGUGUUUCACAGAGAUAGGAAGCUGUCCCUCUGCCAGAGCCUUCCUCCGUGCUGCAUGCAGGAACCAAGGCGGGUGCAGACACAGAAGGGAGGAGGGUCCACCCUAGGCCACAGGAUCAGACAGGAGAGAGGCACCACUGCUGCAGGGAGGCAAACAGACCUGGCAGCCCCUACCUGGACCUAGCAGGAGCCUGACAGGUAGAGAAGGUUGAAGUAAGAGCUGAAAGACUUUGAGUGUCUGUCUUCUCUGUUUCCUGUCAUCACCUCUUCCCUCCACGAGUCGGAGAAGCCUCUCAACCACACCAUGUCAUCUGACUCCACCACCCCAUCAACAGUGCCACCACUCCACUCGCCAAAGUCGCCUGUUUGGCCUACUUUUCCAUUUCAACGGGAGGGAAGCCGGAUCUGGGAGCGGGGCAAUCUCCUCCUUCGGGACUUGCCCAGCCCUCUCCCCACCAAGAGAACCAGAACAUACUCUGCGACGGCUCGUGCCUCAGCUGGUCCUGUCUUCAAGGGUGUCUGUAAGCAGUUCUCACGCUCCCAGGGCCAUGGUUUCAUCACCCCAGAGAAUGGCACAGAGGACAUAUUCGUACAUGUGUCUGACAUUGAGGGGGAGUACGUUCCAAUGGAAGGAGAUGAGGUCACAUACAAAAUCUGCCCCAUUCCGCCCAAGAACCAGAAGUUUCAGGCUGUGGAAGUGGUGCUCACCAACCUGGCCCCCCACACAAAGCAUGAGACAUGGUCUGGCCAAAUCAUUGGCUCCUAGGUUCUUGUGGGGUUUAUGGGCUGGCUCGGCCUGCAGGCAGGGUUGGAGGUGUGUGCCUGGGUGUGUGGGAGACAGUCUGGCACAGCUGGAGCAGAGGAGGAUGGGCCGGGAUCACGUUUCUUGUCUGCCAAGUGGCAUGUAGAUGUAUACAUUCUGUGUCUUUUAUAAGAUUACAUUUUUGUUUGUAAUUGUGUUGUUCGAGGGGGAGGGGAAGGCAGAGCUGCUGAUAGGGUGGAUUCCACUUUCUCUUAUGUAGCGCGAGCUCUUACGGUCUCUGAUCAGGGAUGCACACAGAAGACUCCUUUUUUACUUUGGUGGCAGGGAGGAGAAGGUGCACACAGCAGGGGCUGGCAACAGUUCUUUCUUUAUCGCACUGCCCACACUAUCCAGACCCAGUGUGGACUCCCCACCCUGCCCAAAGCCUGAUUUCCUCAGUUAGCUCCAAAUUCUCCAUCCCCUUCCUGAUGUCAGGUGCCAGGAAAGCCCAAGGUCCAGCUCCCCACACCGACUCCCUUGUGAACUGAAGAAGGGGCUGAGGGGAGAAAAGGGAUGGCAUGACUAUGUCUGGAGGCACUCUUCCUAUGAGAGGCAGUUCCAGCCCCAAAUGAUCUUGAACAAGCACUUUGAUUGACAGCUACAUCUGUGAGGUCUGGGAUUGCCCCUGAAGGUAGGCAACCAUUGAUCCUCUGGAUCAUGGUGUAUGCAUAAGAGGUCUAGUCAGGUGCCUGAUGAAUCAGCUUGUAUGGAGUCCUGCAGUCAUCACACCAAAACCUUUGACACAAACUGGUUUUAUCCCCGUUCCUGAAGACAGGUGUGUGGGCAGGGAGGGUGCGGGGGGGAGUGGAAAAAUGUGGGGCACCUCACUUCCUCCAAGUCAUUUGACAUGGCCUUCCCAUGCACUCAGCACUGCUGCUGAGUGGACAGCCAUGCCCCAUGGGCUCUGGGCAUGCCACCCCCCCCAGGUGGACCUCACCUCUGUCUGCAGAGCUAGGCAGAGUCAGGAGAUACCAUGUGGCUCUGUGUAUAUGUGUGUAUGUGGGGGUAGGGGACAGUGGAUUGUAUCACUUUGCAGUUUACACCCCUGCCACCACCCUCUCUUCUACCGCAUGUCACGGAGAUAGGCUGUAGCUCAUUAAUAGGGAAGGAAUCCCCAGUUUUCAUGCUCAUUUUUAAAGCAGUUUUAUAGCCUCUCACUGCCAAGAGCAGGGGUCUGGGAGCCAGGAGACUUGGACUGUAUCCUGCACAGACUCACAGAACAGUGUUGAGUAGGUCCCCUAGAUAACAACUGAAGAGAUCUCUGACUGUUCUUUGGUGCCUCAGGUUUUGGAGGUCACAUUGGCCCCCCUGAUUUACCUGGCAAUUUGGGCGCUCAGAUCCACUAAAAAUCAGGUCCUAGGUAUCUUGGUGUGUGCUCUUUUGAAAAUGUUGGCCUGAAUCUCUGUGCCUUCAUUUCCUCAAUGGGGUCAUGAAAUCUCUUUCCCUUAGCCUCUCCCUGCCCUUUGGUAAAACACUGUGCACAAACCCCUGGAAGUGCUGUUUGGUUUUAGUCUUACUCAGGCACCUUUCAAAGGAUCACAGGUCAACAGCGCCGUGCAGGUUUCUGUGAGGUUUUGCUUGUUUUGAGGGGAGGGGGGAAGAGAACGAAAAAGAACCAACCCAGGCAGCAUUGGGAG